CCAGAGCCCAUCCUGUUUUUCUGCCAUGAAACUUUCCCCGAACAAAGAACAAGCAAAGAGAGUGAAACCACAAGUAUUGACCUCAACCAGAAUUUAUGUGCAGGCAGCUCUGAACGCAGUCAUCGGACAGACCAUGCCACAGAGGAGCCAGCAUCCCCUGGUCUAUAUCCUCCUGAUUUGGACCAGUAUCCUCUCUAUAAUCCUGCUUGUGUUCAUCACUCUUUUCUUCACACAGGGACAGUCUUCGAACAGUAGCACUGUAGGGCUUACAUCCCCAUUACACUGUACGUCGUGUACCACUGAAAUACUCAACCUCCAAGCUAAACCUCAAGAGUUAUGGUUAUCCAAUAGUACUAUUGAAUGGGCUGCGAGACAAUCAACCUCAAAUAUGAUUCGAAACGCAAACCACGCAGGAAACACUCUCCAUAUAAAAAAAGAUGGAAACUAUAUCUUGAAUCUUCGGGUAACACUGUCUGCAUGUGGUGAAACGUCAGUCUUGGACAAGUCGCACUCCGUGGCCCUCAAGUUGGACGGCACAGUCUGGCUGAUGGGCUGGACUGACACAAAAUCAAGCAGCACAGUCCUGCUCAGCAAGGCCAUAAGUUGUCAGCAGGGAGUAAGGUGCAGAUCACUAUUGACCCACCUGCCUGUGUCAACACCAGUUCAUCGAUGA
This is a messenger RNA of Girardinichthys multiradiatus, 673 nucleotides long. RefSeq lists its product as uncharacterized. The record is from RefSeq and is a predicted model, not a curated record. Bases 26 to 673 code for a protein of 215 amino acids. The transcript is spliced from 5 exons. NCBI's taxonomy places the organism in Eukaryota, Metazoa, Chordata, Actinopteri, Cyprinodontiformes, Goodeidae.